UUGUAGCAGGAAGAAGAAGAAGAAAGCAGGCAGCAGUUGUAGCGCAAAAGAGGAAAAUAGAAAUUAUCUGCGCCGCCUUUGGCCUACUGCAAAUCGAAUCAACGGGAUUGAAAAAAUCCUGCCCGAAUCGAGUAACCAAAGAGCUUCGUAUUGGAGGCCCUCGAGGGAUUUAUUUUAGUUAUUUAAACAUCUCGCAGUGAAGCAACGUUUCUAAUAAGCAAGCAUAUAUAAAUGGUUUCUACUUUCAUUGGCCUAUUGGACAUUCAAUCAUGGUGGGAGAUACCGUGUAUUUCGCAUUUCUGUUCAUUGUUUAGUUCCGCCUUCGAAUUACCCGAUAUAGACAUCGAGGACCUCGAGUCGGCGCUGCUCUCCGAUGGUACCAGCGAUGAGGAUCAGGUUGCCCUAGUGCCCGAAUUGAUUGUGCGCCUCCUCAAGGGCUGCGAUGCGCUCCAAUCGGUAGCCAAGGAGAUCACACACAGCAACUAUCAGAUGUUCUUGCGCCGCCUGUUGCGCCAACAGUGUCGUCUGCAUCAAACAGAGAAUCCCUUCGACACGGACAUUGACUUUCAAUCGCUGCCACCGCGCAAGCGCCUACACAUUCUGCACGAUCUGUGUCACUUUCGCCUGGAAUCUGCCGAUGUGCAGGUCAUACUCAGCAAUCUAGAGGCGGACAGCCUGCGCGUAGAGCCACUCGGCCACGACUCUAAAAAUUCCGGUUAUUGGUAUUUCUACGGCACUCGUUUGUAUCGCGAGGAUAAGGCAGUUGGCGGGGCCGCCGCAGCAUCGGCUGGCGGUGCAGGCAGCAACUGCAAUACCGUGUGGCAGGUCAUCUGCUUCACCGAGGAGGACUGGCAGAACUUGGCGGCCAAAUUUAAGACCUCAAAGAAUGCCAAAGAGCGCGAACUCUUCCAAAUACUCAACAAGAACUUUCUGCCCAAGCUGCCGCAGCUUUUCCGCGAGCGUGAACGCCUAAGAAGAAGAAAACUCUUGCAAGUGCGAAAUUCGAGUCGCAUUCGCAGCAUUGCUGAGCUGAAGGCUCGCCAGGAGGAGGAGCGUCUGGAGCGGGAGCGUGAGCUCGAAAGGGAACGCCAGCGAAACGAGCGCGAGCAGAGAGAGCGAGAGUACAGAGAGCGGCAGAACGCACAGUGGGUGGCACCGUCAUCCCAGAACCAGAACCAGCGCACACGCAGACGCUCUCAAUCAACAUCGACGGCCAGCGGUAUUUCCACAUACGCAAGCUCCUUCCGACGUACCACAACCACUAAUUCGAGCGAAUUUCUGUGCCACAGGGAAACCUUCUGCCUAUCGCCAGAAAGUGACGAGGACACCGAUACCGAGGAGGAGGAGGAGGAGGACGAAGACGACGCCAAAACAAACGAAGCGGAACAGUCAUCGUCGCCGACAGAACAGCAAGAGCAAGAGACUCAAUUAAUUGCUGCCUCAGCAUCAGCAGCGGCAGUAGCAACAGCAGCAGACACAGAUUUUCGUACGCCUCAAACACCACCACCGUCAGAAUCGCAAACGCCAGCGGAACCAAAGAGCAAGAGCCAUCAUCGUCAUCAACACCAUCAUCAUCAUCAUCACCACAAGAAGAAAAAAUCGGGCAAGAAACAGAAGAAGCGUUCGCGUGAGCAUCGACACCAUAGGAGGCGUCACAAGCAUGCUUCAGAGCCAGAGGAAGAUCAAGAAGACGACAACAACAACCAGCAGCUGCAACAGCAGCAUCAGCAAAGCGAGAACAGCAGCAGCAGCAACAGUGUGCCGCAUAAGCGACGUCGUCGUCAGCAGCAGCAGCAGCAGAGGGAACAGCGCCCAGACGCUUCAGAGGAGCGACCGCAUGCCCCAUCUCUGAGUCCCGAGGACAAGGAGAACUUUUGUCGGCAGCUUCAGCUCUUGGACUCGAACUCGGCGGCGAUUGCCGUGGCCACAAGCAUCGCAGACCUGAGCAUACCCUCGCCAGUGGCACAUGAGAGCGACGCAGAGCAGCAAGAGGCGCAACCGCAGCAGCAGCAACCAGCAGAGCUCCCAGCUCGACCACGACAGACGACGGCCGCCGCAAAGCGCGCGCAACGGCAAAUGGCGCCGGCGGCGAAUGUAAAGCUGCCAGGCCGGCAAACCAACAAUUCGCUCAGUUCGCUGACGGGCAACAUUUUCAUACCAGGCAGCGCUGGCACACAACAACAACAGCCGCAGCAGCAGCAAUCGCAGCAGCAAUCGCAGCAGCCACAGCAACAGCAAUCGCAGAGCAGCAGCAGCAACAGCAGCGGAUCCGGCGCCUCGGGAUCUGCCAGCACUGUGCGCUCGAAGAAGCAAAAGGCUGUGCUGAAUAAUAGCUCGACGGACAAAGAGGCGGCGACGACGACGGGCAACAAGAGCAAGAAGUCAAUACCUUCAUCGGCAUCAUCAUCGUCCAGCAAGGCGGAGCGGCACAGUGGUGCCUUCUCGGACAAGAGUGGCGAUGACUUCACCGAAACGGAGGAAGUGCUACAAAUUGGAAUGCACAAGGUGCUCGUCUACGUGAAGAAUCAUCGGGAUGCAUGGCCGUUUAUGGAUCCCGUCGAGGAGGACAUUGCGCCGCGUUAUUACUCCAUUAUUAGGAGACCAAUGGAUCUGUUGAAAAUGGAGGAUAAGCUGGACAGCGGAGAGUAUCACAAAUUUGGAGAAUUUCGUAAUGAUUUUCGCUUGAUUGUCAACAAUUGUCGGCUGUACAAUGGUCACAAUAAUGAAUACACGGAAAUGGUGAACAAUCUGCAGGAUGCCUUUGAGAAGGCCACCAAAAAGUACUUUGAUAAUCUGUCAGACGAUGAGGAUGAUGACCCAAAUCUGAGCUAUCCCGCUGCCGAUUCCAAGAUGAAUGUUUUCCGCGAAAAGUACUUCAGCAAGAAGGCCAAGGAGGAGGAGGGCAAGGAUGCGACUGGUAAUGCUUUACAUGCGGAUAGCAGCGCCGAGGAGGAGCAGCCGCUCAGCGCCAUGGAAGAACCAUUGGCGGAGACGGCAGCGUUGGCAGCGGCGGCCUCUGCACAGCGGGCCCAAAAGCGCAAGCGCAAGGAGAAGGAUAAGCGGCGCAAAAAGAAGACCAAAACCAAGUCGGAUCGCAGCGGUGGGCAUCUGGAGGAGCUGGACACGGACGAGGAGGAGUUUGAGCCCGAAAGAGAAGCAACGCCGCCACCGCCGCAGCUGCCGCCACCAGCACCACCUCCAGCCACAACCAAAAAGAGCAAAGCUGGCAAAGUAAUCAAAGAAAAGGAGAAGGAAAAGGACAAAGAAAAGGACAAGGAAAAGGAGAAGGAGCCUUCAACUGCCGUCAAACGUGGACGAAAGGGCAAAGGCGAAAAGACCGCAGCAAAGGCGGGCGGCAAGACACAGCAAAAGACCAAAAAGGGUGGCAAAAAGUCGGUACCCGAAACGGAGUCGGACCUAAGUGAUCCACGCGAGGAUGAGGACUCCAGCGAUGACGAGCAGUUGGCCCUGGCCAAGGCCAAGUCUCUGAUGAAACCAUCCGCACGCACGAUAGCCGCACAAAAAAAGAAAUCUGUGCCCGCCGAGUCCAAAGUGAAGACACCGACGCCCGUGAAGCGUCAAGUGAAGGGCAAGAAGGGCGGCAGAAAGUCGGGAGCCAAGGAGGAGGACGCGACGGAGUUGGACAGCGAUAAUUCGGAUGCGGAUGCAAAGAAGCAACUGUUGCCACCCACGGCAGCCGCAGCGCUCGCAGAGUCUGCCGCAGAGUUGGAGGAGGAUGAGGAUGAGGACGAGGAUGAUGACGAUGACGAGGCUGAUGAGGAUGGAUCGAGAUCGCGCAGCAUGUCACCCUUUAAGGUUGAUCUCCAUAAAAAAUACUCGAAAAGUGCCCUUAACGAUGAUCUCUCCGAGCUGCUGACGACGGUGAAAAAAGUACCCACCGCAGAGACCACGAAACUCAGUGCCAAGCACGAGGACGAGCAUGAGGAGGAGCAGCUGCAGCAGAGGAGUCAACCACGACGAGUGUCACCAAGCAGGAGUCGAUCGAGCUCCACAGAACGUCGCCCUUCACCAGUGGCCACCACUAAGAAAGGGAAGAAGGCAGCGGGAGAGAGCAGUUCGCCAGCCAAAAAGGAGAAGGAAAAGGAGAAAAAGAGCAAGGAAAAGGACAGAGAUAAGGAUAAAGAUAAAGCACGCAGUGGGAAACACAAGAGCAAAAUAAGCAAAGAAGAGUCGGCCGCUGCGGCUGCUGCCGCUGCAGAGCAAGCGGAGCUGGAGAUGCUUCUGCCCUUCAUGGACAAGUACGAUGUGAUCAAGUAUCGACGCAGUCGCGCGGCUCAGAGUGGCUCGUCCGCCUCCAAUUCGAUUGCGCCCAGCGAGGACUCCAAAUCGGCCAGCACCAAGAGCAGUCGCGAGAGCAAGAAGGCCGCCUCCAAGCGGGACAAGUCACCAGAAGCGCCAGCGGAGCACAAGCGUGGCCGCAAGAGCAAAGAGCAGAAGCGUGCCAAGGAUGCCGAGAAGCUGGAGAAAACCGAGAAGUUAGAGAAGACCUCGUCAAAGCCAGCCAACAAGGCGCUUGAGCCGGAGAAGCAUGCGGAAAAGUCGAAGAAAGCGGAGAUACCAAAAAGCACAGUGGAGAAACCAACGCCCAAAGAAAAGACACCACCAGAACCGGCCAAAGCGUCGUCGACAGCCACCGUGAAGCCGUCAUCCUCCAAGGCGUCGACCACAAAAGCUUCGCCCCCAAAGGUGGCAGCUACAAAGGCAGCAGCUCCACCCAAAGCGACGGCCACGGCGACCAAAUCGGAGGCAACAAAGGAGCCUGUCGCCAGUAGCAGCAGCACGGUUGUGGGUGCUGCUGCCUCUGCAGCUUUUGUUGCCACUCCAGCUGCGGCUGCAGCGAGUUCCAAAGUGAAGGAAUCGCCAGCCAAAGCAGCGGCUAAGAAGCGUGCGGCCAAGGAAAUGCCACCACCACCAAAGCCCGCAGACAAACCCAACGAGAAGGGUGCCAGAAAGGGUGCGAACAAAAAGGGCGGGCAAAAGGGCGGCGGACCAACGACAAAUAACACCACGAACCUCGAAGCACUCGAUGUGGAGACAGAGCAGACCCUCAAGGACAUCAAUCGCUGGCUGGAGCACACGCCACAAUUCACGGCGGAGUUUAGUUCCGCCAGCAAUUCCCCGAAUUCGCGAUACAAUUUGCUGGAUGACUUUGACUCUGCGCUGGGUGCCAGCAAGCUGGAGGCCGCGGACUUUCGACGACCGGUGGCCCUAGCGGCGCCCAAGGUGGAGCUGGUGCCCAACAAACUGGCCGAAGCGUUGAACGAUCUGGUGGCCGAUGGUCCGCCCAAGGAGGGAGCCAAAUCCGAAACGGAAUCGGCAGCGCCCACGGCCAGCAGUGUGAGCAGCAGCUGUGGCACACCGCCGCAUUCGAUGCACUCGAGCAACUCCAUUGGCAGCACCUCGGCGACAGCUGCCUCCAGUUCGAAUUGUUCUAACACUUCGAUGCCCACGCCGCUGCCGGUGGCAGUGACGCCCACACCGACAACGCCCACGCCACCGCCAGUGCUGCCCGUACCGAAGCCCAAGGAGCCGUCGACGACGCAGCUGCUGUUGAAUCCUCCACCGCCGCCACACAUCAAGCAGCAGCUGGCCAAGGAGGCCAAGCGGAAGAGCCUCAAGGAGAAGCAAGCGGCCACGGCACAGGCGCAGCAGGUGAAGGCCAAGGGGAAUGUGAUGCGCACGAUUGAGCGGCUGCAGCCGGGCAAGGCCAAGGGUAAUCUCAUCCAGAAUGUGGCCGCAGGCAAGGCGGAGGAGAGCGCAGACACCACACUCAAUCAGGUGGCCACCAAGACCAAGGAACUGAAGAAUGCCCUCAUCACAGAGACCACGGAUGGAGCACCGAAACUGAGUCUGGGCACCGUGAUCAAAACUCAAGACUUCACGCUGGGCAAGACGUUCGACGAGCUGGCGGGUGCGGGCAAGAAGCCAACGGAUGAGGAUGACAGCAGUCCCAACGAGGAGAGCAAAUCCAAUGAGUCGUCAGUGAGCCCCAAGACCCCGAGCAAGGAUUCCCCACCCAAGCCCUUUGAGGCGCUGCUGGAGCUGAGCAAAUUGGCCAAGGGAUCAACGGAGGCAUCCUCCAAGGCGGCAGAGGCAGCUGGGCAGAAGGAGAAGCCGAAUUUGAGCGCCUGGCUGAAGGCCUUUGGCGGUCCAAAGGUGAGCAAAAAGUCCGACGAAGAGGAGAAGCAGCAGACGCCCGGAUCGGGUGGGGAUUUGCCUGGCGAGUCCAACAAAGUGCCGCCACCAGAGCACUCGCCCGCGGGGGAUAACUUCUCGCUGCCGACGGUGAUGCGCCAGCGGAAGCCCAGCACCGGCAGCACCAACUCCGAGAGGAGUUCCUUCAGCCAGGAUCCCGACUCGCCGCGGAUAGCCAUCGAUGAGCGUUAUGGAGCGUAUGCCGCGGGCUCCUACACUUCGCCCAUAGGCGCCUCACCGAUCGGGGCCUCACCCAUAAUGGUGUCGCCAAAGCCCAACGAUGACAUGGGCAAGCCAGCGUCGCCCUACCCGCUGAAUGGAGCGAUCAAGGUGGGCUUCUAUCAGGACACCACCACCAAGAGCAGUCCCGACAAGAGCUGCAGUCCGCGCGAGAUGAACUCUCCCUAUCCACAGUACUCGCAGCACAUUUACUCCUCCGCCUCAUCGCCGAAUGUCUCUACGCCGGAUCUGAGCGGCACAUCGCCGUAUGGCGGCGGCAACAGCUAUAAUCCCUCGGGUUCGGAGGCCUCCAAGACGCCUGCGUAUUCGUCCACAUCGCCGCUGCCCAUCUACGAUCAGUACAAGCAGCCGCGUUCCCAGGAAUCUGACUACAAUUCCUCCAUGAGUCCGAGCACACCGAAUCCGCAUUCGCCCUACCAGCAGCCACAAAGUUCGCCGUACACGACGCCCCAGCAGACGCAACCGUCGCCGUAUCAUGGCCAAUCGCCGUACCAUCAGCAGCAGCACUCACCAUAUCAUCCGCAGGCGGGACAACAGCAGCAGGGCAGCGGCGGCGGUGGGUCACAAUCCUCGCACAGUCCGGCGGCGCAUCAGCAGGCGCACAGUCCGAUGCAAGGCAGCGUGGGAUCGCCUGCCUCCUCGGCAGCCACACAACCGCCAACGCCGCUAGCUCAGUCUCCGGCAGAGCAGCAACAUUCGCCGUAUCAGCAGCCCGUGCUGUCGCCCUACCAGCAGCAGCAGCAGCAACAGGUGGUGCAACCUCCUGUGAUUGGUGCAGCACCAGCGGUGCAGCCAACCACCAGCGCUGUGGCACCAACAGCUCUUGGCAACAAUGGCUAUGGCUCCGCGCUCGAUGGCUACCAGCAGCAACAGCAAAGAUCGUUGUAUAAUCCGGCAACGUUGAUCAAUCCACUGCCCACUGCGGCGGCAGCUGUGUCCUCGGCGGCAGCCUCCAUCACAAAACCGAACAAUGAAUGGAGUCUGAAUCGCAGUCUGUUGCCGCCGAGCAUAACCAACAAUGUAAAUCAGCAGGCAACGCAACAGCAGCAGCAACAGCUUCAAGCAGCCGCGCAACAACAAGUCUUGGGGCUGCAACAGCAAAUGAAACCCAAAUAUCCAACGUACGCGCAAUAUCAAUCCACAAAUGCGGCAGCCAGUGCGGCAGCAGCAGCCGAUGCAGUGGACAAGCAGCAACAACAACAGCAACAACAACAGCAGCAGCAGCAGCAACAGCAACAGAAGAUUGUGCCACCAACUUAUGGCAGCGACAUGGCCACAUUUAUGCAACAAAUUCAGCAGCCGCCCAAGACGGAGACGCUGAUCAAUCCGCUUAAGCGACCCGGCGAGGAGUUGGGCAUGGAUUUCAGUGGAAAUGCAGCAAAUAAAAUGCCGAAAAUAGACGACACUGCGGCACAGCAGCAACAGCAGACGCCAGCACAGAUGCAGCAAGCGCCAGUGGCAAACCACACGCAAUCUCACUUGACCAAGCAGCAGCAAAUGUUCAACAGUUUCCUGGGCACCGUCACAUUUGGCAAGCCGUUGGGCAACAUUGCGCCAGAUAAGGCCUUUGAGAUGUACAAUCGAGCGGCAGCCAUGGGUUUCCCCAAGGAUUUUGGCAAGGACAACAGUUGCCAGCUGCAGCAGCAACAAGCCACGCAACAGGCAAGCGGCAACAAGCAGCAAACGAAUCAGCAACAAGCGCAGCAGCCACACUUGACGCAGCUGCAGACGCCGCAUAAUCAAAACUAUCAGCAACAACAGCAGCAGCAACAGGCACAAAAGUUGCCACUGCAACAACAGGAACAGCAGCAGCAGCAACACAACUACCAGCAGCAGCAGCAGCAAGCGCAAUUGAAUCAUAAUUAUACAACACAGCACCAGCAGCAGGCGACGGCGGAAAAGCCGCCAGUCACACAGGCCGCUGGAGCAGUCGUCAGUGAUGCGAGCAACAUGAUGCAUCUACCCUCGACCGCGCACCAGCAUCAUCUCAGCCAGACGCACCAUUUGGCGGCAUACAACAAGCCGACGCCGCCGCCACCGCAGACCUACAACAAUCCGCUGAUGCACAGCCUCACCGAGUCGAUGCUGGGCUAUCCCGGAAACUACUUUGACAAGGCAAUGCCGCCGGCGGCUCACAUGUUCAGUGCCUCGAUUGCGGCGGCCACAGCGUAUGGUAAUCCCGCACAGCAACUGCCCGGCAACUAUGUGCCCGGCAGCAACAAUCCCGCGCAACAGCAGCAGCAGCAGCAGCAUCAGGCUCCUGUAGUAGCAGCACCGCCCCCAGAGGUCAAGGCACCAGCAAAGCGUGGCAGGAAGAAGAAGGCAGCCACCAUUGCUGCGGAGGCAGCGGCUGCGGCAGCUAAACAACAGCAACAGCAGCAGCAACAGGCGCAACAGCAACAGGUGCAACAGCAGCAGCAGCAACAGGCGGCUGCGGCACAGCAGGCGGCCGCGCAGCAGCAAGCACAACAACAGGCAGCUGCGGCGGCGGCGGCGCAGCAACACCAGCAGACAAUGGCGCAAUACAACAUGCCACAGGGAUUCCAGCUCUAUGCUGGACUCAAAUCGGGCGGCGUCUCCUCGCCCGCCACUAGUGCGGCGGCCACGCCCACAGCCGGAGGAGCGAAUGGCAGCAAUCAAACGGCAGCAGAUGCUGCGGCAAUUUCCCUCAAGACCUCCACAGGUGGCAUGGUGCCGGGCAGUGCCUUCAAUUUUGCGCCCACACCCGGAGCACUCGGCCUGUACGGCGAUCAGUCGGCGGCUGCGGCUGCCAGCAGCUACUUGGAUCAGUUCCGCGAUGCCACCAAUCCCUACUACAUGCCACCGGCACCAGCGCACCAGCUACCAGCGGUAGCGAAUGCGGCUGGGAAUGGAGCGGACAAGACGCAGAAUCCACUGAACACGGCAGCCGGAUCGUAUCCCUUCCUGGCGGCCGCACAUCCAUCCACCCGAGCAGCGGCCGCAGCGGCGGCAUAUCCCUUCCCGGAUCCAAAUUCUCAGCUCUAUCAGCAGUAUCUGCGGCGCGAUGACUUCCACACGCGAAUGAUCUUCAACCAGAGCCUGCUGGGGGGACCGGCGGCGGCGGCAGCAGCGGCCGGCUAUGGCCAACCGCCACCACCGCCAUCCGCCUAUCGAUCCGCAACGCUGGGCAUGCCCAAGCCGUAUGACAUUAACAGGCAGUCAUGGUUUUAGCAGUACGCCAGUGCCGCCAACGUGGAUCUCCAAGGGGACGACAUAACGGGGGCGGCAACUGGAUCAGCAACAGCGGCAGCAACGGCCACAGGAGCUGCCACAUCAGCGGCAGCCACAGGAGCCACACAGUUAUGAGAUUGCAAGUAGAUUUAACAGCAGAGUAGAACGGUUUCAACCAGGCCAGACAAAUUGUAUUGUGCGGUGUCGAAAGAGGUCAUGGGGCGUAAUUGUUUCUAAAUGAUAUUGUUUGAUAUUUAAGACUCGAAUUUCCUGUGUCCUUGAUUUCAAUACCCUCCGUCUCCUUUCCCUAUCCUUUGUGCAAUUUUUCCUUUAGUUUUGACUGCAGUUGCGCCCCUUGGACCGAAUCGAAGUGAAGCGAAGCGAACCCUUGGGCCCCCAAUUAGCCAGUUAGUUGGUCUUUUUAGUUAGUAUUUAGUACUCGUUCUAAGCCUUUACUUUAUGACAAUUAACUCGUACUAGGCGUAGCUCUAAUUAGGUCUCUAAUUUUGAUUUAAUUAAACUUAAUUUGUUUUUAAUAAUUAACAAAACAAAAUGAUGAAAGAACCAAGCGAAGCAGCAGGAGAAUAGAAAUUCAAAGAAUACCCCGACUAUAAUUAGUUUUUAGUUUAUUUCCACAGAAUUUACAGAUUAGAACGUGUAAAUUAUGAAUAUUAUUAUUGAUUACGUAACUAUCUACUAUUACAAUGACUAUUAUCGAAGCAGAAAAGGAAGGCAGGAUCGUGCAGCGUGCCGGCAAUUUGUUGAAAUAUUUAUUAAACGUAAAACUAAGCAAAAAUCAGCAGGCACACACAACAGAACUACUAUCGUAUCAUAAAGGACACACACACACACACACACUUUUAGUUUGUAGAAAGCCAAGCAAAAAUUGUAUAAACUUUUGUUAAAUAUGCUAAGUAAAACCCCCGUAAGCUCUUAAGCAAACCCCCAAAACACACAAAUAAACCAUUUAAAAAACAGAGCAUGCUCCCAUCUAAAAUAUUGUGCAACAUUCCGCCACAAAGAAAGGAAAACCCUCAGCACUUAUACACCCUCCACCCCCCUCCAGAAAAAAAAGGAUUAAAAAAUACUCUCGACCAUUUUUGCUGUACAUAAAAACUGGUAAAAAAAACAUCUCAAAAUUGUAGCUUUAAACGGUGUAAAAAAAAAACAUUAAUUGAUUCGAAAUUAGAUGGAAAAAUUUAUGAAAUAUGGAAAAGUGUCUUAGUCGCUAUUAAAAAUUAGAGAGGGAAAAAUUCACAAGAAAAUAAAUAAAGUCGAGAGAGAGAGAGAGAGAGAGCCCUUAAUUAAAUAUAAAUAUAAAAUAUAUAUAGAGUCCCCUGCCCGACCCCCUCUACCCGUAAUCGAUUAAGUUGUUAAAGCUUUCGUUUUUCGCAGUUAAAUUUUAAAUUUUCAUUAUGAAUACACAAAAAUAGUUUAUAAA
Drosophila subobscura is the source of this 11089-nucleotide messenger RNA. It is a transcript of the gene dikar, whose product is annotated as pneumococcal serine-rich repeat protein. The transcript is spliced from 11 exons. Gene Ontology annotation, cellular component: CERF complex; RSF complex. Gene Ontology annotation, biological process: regulation of DNA-templated transcription; chromatin remodeling. NCBI's taxonomy places the organism in Eukaryota, Metazoa, Arthropoda, Insecta, Diptera, Drosophilidae. The record is from RefSeq and is a predicted model, not a curated record. Gene Ontology annotation, molecular function: protein binding. The coding region runs from base 232 to 9648 and encodes 3138 amino acids.